UGCCGAUAACAGUUCUGGAUUUUAUUCGCAAUUCUACCCAGUCCGACCUAGAAGCGCAAUGGCCCUGCGAGGUGCGCUCGUACUGGCUGUCGUUGCGGCCGUUCGUCAGAUCCGUCCGUUUCUUGCUCCGCUACGUAACGCCGUUCAUCAUAAUACUCGUCUGCUGAGCGCACCUGUGCUAUGUGACUCCAAUUUGUCACUUUAUCUUAGCGCGCUCGCUAUAUCGGACAAUGGGGCGUUAAUAUUCAAUUACGCCGUCAGCGUCGCAAAGUCACACUCCACGUCCGUGAACGACCUCUUCAUGAACAGCAAGUUCUUGUGCGGCGCGAAUUCCGUGAGCAUGGAGCUCUUUCAAUUCACGUCGACCUGGCUGAUCGUCGCCCUCACGUGGACGCGCGUCAUCGCCGUGGUGUUUCCGUUCGGGGCCCGCGACUGCCAGAAUCGCUCCGCGAUUACAACCAUCACCAGUCUAGUCUGCAUAAGCUUCGUGAUAUCCUUGACGAAGCUCUACUCCGGCGGAUACGAGACUGACAGCGUUUUCGAAUUUGUGCCGUGCCAGGAGAAGAUAAAGCCAUGGGGCAGCGCCAUGUACCUAUACAUCGCCCUGUCCACGUGGCUGCCCUUGCUUUUCAUAUCGAUCGGCAACCUGCUGCUAAUCGCCCGCAUGAGAAAGUCUUACAAGAUCCACAACGAAUUAACUCAUAAUUUUAGGUACAGAAGCAACCGAACGCACAACUCGAGCAGGACGUUGCUCGCGGUCUCGAUAGUGCAUUUGAUCUUGCUGCUGCCGCUGGGAAUUGUCGAAACGUUGGAACUUUACUGGGACGUGAUUUUAAUCAAACAUCCGGCUAAUGCGGGGGAGAACGAGAGAUAUAUACACUGGUUGCAGGAGAAGAUGUUACUCAAGUGGUGCCACGGCCUGUGCUUUCACAUAUACCACUGGAAUUUCGCAAUAAAUUUUUUCCUGUAUUACCUUACAGGAAAGAAAUUCAGAAGUGUCGUGACGCAAACGCUGAAAAAUUACACGGAUACGUAUCUGCCGUGCCGCGGAAACGUCUUCAAAUGCAACACGUGGAGUAAUUGUCACAAACAUUUACGAUCUUGCGGUGCGUUGUUGACGAGGGCAGUUAUGCGAAACAAACAAUUCAAUAUGGGAAGAAGUAACGCAAACGAAAGAAACAGCAACGUUACCUAAUUGCAAAAGCGUCGGUGCAUCAGGAAGGAAAACCCUCUUCGAUAUAGGAGCGUUAUGUUACAGCUCACAUAUACCGGUCCUCUACGGCUACGGCAGAAAAGAUGCACAUACAUUCGACUCAAAGCGAUAAAUA
Molecule: messenger RNA, 1328 nt
Organism: Vollenhovia emeryi
Lineage: Eukaryota; Metazoa; Arthropoda; Insecta; Hymenoptera; Formicidae
Exons: 6
Coding region: 59-1195 (378 amino acids)
Biological process (GO): G protein-coupled receptor signaling pathway
Cellular component (GO): plasma membrane
Molecular function (GO): G protein-coupled receptor activity
Source: RefSeq, a predicted model, not a curated record